Brassica rapa (field mustard) is the source of this 5108-nucleotide messenger RNA. Its product is annotated as probable N-acetyltransferase HLS1. Lineage: Eukaryota; Viridiplantae; Streptophyta; Magnoliopsida; Brassicales; Brassicaceae. Gene Ontology annotation, molecular function: acyltransferase activity, transferring groups other than amino-acyl groups. The record is from RefSeq and is a predicted model, not a curated record.
GUGUAAACAUGAAAUUUGGUACUAUGAAUGUGGUAUUUGUGGCAAUUUUAUGUUUACCACUUUCAUAUUAUCACUUUUCAUCUUUAUCACCAAUAAAUGAACAUUUUCAAAAAUAUAUUUUUCAUUAAGUGGUAAAAGACUAUUAUACCUUUGUUAUCUUUAAAUAUAAUAAAUCAUUAUUUAAAUAAAUAAAUAAAAUGAUUUUUUUUAUGUUUUCGAAUUUACUUUUACAAAUUAGCACUUUGUAUAAAAAAAAACGUUUGAAUUUUUUUAAUUAUUUUUUAAUUUUACUUUCAAAAUUUCUUUUUAAAACUCAAAAAUUAUGUUUGAAAAUAUUUUAAUUUUUUUUAAAAUAUUUUUUAAGUAUUCUAUUUAUAUAUUUAUAAUAAUCUUAAAUUUUACAUUCCAAAAAGCCUACCCCACCCUCAACUUUAAACCUUAACUCUAGAUUAGUUAACCUUAAAAGUAUAAGUAUCUUUUAACCUUCAUUAAAAGUGAGAAUAAAAGUGAUUAGUGUAAACAUGAAAAGUGGUACUAUGAAUGUGGUAUUUGUUGCAAUUUCUCCUAAAUUAUUGAAAUGUAUUUAAAAUUUAAUUGGAUAAAAUAAUUUAGUUGAGUGAUUAAAAUUGGAGUCAUUAGGUUUAAUAAUUAUCUUUUAUAAGUUAAAUAUUUUUGACUAAGACCAAUAAAAUAAAAUAAAAUAUAUUAGAUUUUAUUCUUAUAAAGAUAUAAAAUAUUAUAAAAUUUAUUAUUUCAUAAAAUGAAAAUUAGUUUACUAAAUUAAACUAAUUUAAAUACAACUAAAUUAGAAAAUUAAAAUAUAUUAAAGUUACAAAUGAUUACUUUAUACCUAGGGUGAUGAUUGUUUUGCUAGUUUUUAGAUUUUAGUUUUUGGUUUUUGAUUUUUAGAUUUUAGUUUUUAGAUUUUGGUUUUUAGUUUUUGGUUUUUGUAUUUGCAGUAGAUUUUAGUUUUUUCAAAAUCACGAAUGGUGAUUUUAGAUUCUGGUUUUUGGGUUUUGAUUUUUGAGUUUUUUUUAAUUUUGAAUUUUCUGUAUAUUUAUUCCUUUUUUUAAGUUUUGAUUAGUAAUUUAUUAAUUUUAGAAGUUGUCUAUUAUUUUUAAAAACUUGACUUGACUUUACAUAAAACUAGUUUUAAUUAUUACUUUUAUUUUAUUGACAAGUUUUUUAAAAAUGUUAUCUACAAAGUAUUAUUUUGGUCAUAAAGUCUUAUAGUUUAUAAACAUAAAAUAGUAUAAUGAUGAAAAUUAGUUUUUCUAAAUAAUACAAAAAUUAAUUAACAGUAAUAUUUACGUAUUAUUUAAUAGUUAACUUUUAUUAUUAAAUUUAUUUUAUUAAUAAGUUUACAAUUGUAUAUGGGUUAUAGUGUAUUUCAGUAUAGUAAAGCAAAAUAUUUUAUGAAGAUCAAUUUGUUAUAAAAAAAAAUCAAUUUUUAUUAGGUAAAAUAUCAUUCACAGUAUACUAAUUUUAUUAUAUUUAAUAUUAGUUUCAAUUAGCGUAGAUAUAUAAUUGAUCCUUAACAGUAAAAUUAUUCUUUUCCUAUAUUAAUGGGGUUUUUUGUAAACACUUUUUUUGAAAACUCCUAUAUUAUGGGUUAAUAUAGAAAAUAAUAAAAAUAAAUAAAAACUCAAAAGCCAACGUAAAUAGUCAAAAACCAUUGUUUUUGGUUUUUAUGUUAAAAAAACAGUUAUUUGAAAAAACUAGUUUCUCUACAUUUUAGGGAAUCCAUUCUUUGAAAAUCUUGAUUGGGUGUAAAAUGGAUUUUGAAAAAAACAAAAACCAAAAACUAAUCUAAAAACUACAAACAAUCAAGAAUGAAUUAAAAAUAAAUAUAUUAUAUAUUUUGAAGAGUUAUUAUUUCAACGCCAUAGCACAUGAAACCAUUUUGUUGUUGUUGUUGUUUUUGUUUGUUGUUUGUUUAAGAAAAAGUAAAGAGAGAGAAAAAAUCCUCCGACCUCUCUCUAGAAAAGAUUUUUGGAAUCGCGAUCUCCGACCGGCGGUGUGGUUUCUCUGUACCACCGUCGGUCGGGAAAAGUUGUUUUAUGGCGACGUUUAAUCUUCGAUUCUCGUGUUCUCUUCCCGGCAUGGACGGCUCCGGCGGUGUUGCAUGUCCGGCCCCUGCUCCGGUGUCGCAUCUUUCGAUUGAUGGGCGACCGGCUUUGACUCCGGAGACCACACCUUCUUCUUCGGUGAUGGUCUGUCGGCACUUAGCUUUUCUGUUAGUGUUGGUUGUUUUAUUUCUGGGUUUAAUCGGUCUUUGCUUGAUUUCUUUAAUCCGUGGGGCUGGUUUUAAUCUCGGAUUUGGUGGCUUGGAGGCUGUGGAUGAGAUCUCGAAUUGAUCGAUGAUGCUCUCCGCUUAAGGAUUCCAGGCACUGAAGGGUUGUGAUGCAGUUUCUAGUUUCCGGUGUGUUUACCGGCGCCGUUUAGUUUCUCCGGCGUGCUCUCUAGGGGUGAGGAAAGUGGAAGGCCUGGAUGACGCGUGUACCUCGUUUGGUUGAGGGCUAACCACGUGUCAUAUUCUCGAUAAGAAUCUCGACGUAUGUUUGUCGAGUGUUGUUGUUUGGUCAACGUUUAGUGUUACUGGGCUUCGAAGCCCAACUGUUAUCUCUUUUACUUUGUGCUAUAGUUUAAGUUUUGUAUCAGUUGUAUGUUUUUUGAAUGGCCCUUGUACUAUGUGGGCUUUGGCUUUUUAAUAAAAUAAGAUGGCAAAAAAAAAAAAAAAAAGAAACCAUUUUGUUUAGGAUAUAAUCAUAUAAGCUAAGAGUUUUGUAAAUACAGAACUACGGAGAGUAGGUUUUACAGAAGGUAUUCCGUAUUUCAUAGUUUCCUAUUUAUAAAAAUAAACCUUAUUUUGUACAGAGAUAUACUUAUGUCUUUAGUCAUGUACUUCGUCAAUUUUCAUGGUACGGGUAUGUAUAUAUAUAUAAAGAAAUUAAUUUCUUUUUCUAUCAAGCCAAGAUUUAAAACAAUUAGUCAAUUACAGAGAAUUGGUCAAGCAUAAUACAUUUAACCACUUGUCAAACAAUAUAUGACCAUUUCUAUGCAAGAUAUUUAAUAUGGUUUGAAUUAAUUAGUAAACUUAUAAUUCUGGUCGCAUGUAAUUUGUGGUAACUAAACGAUUAAUAGCAAAGAUAAGUCAUAGCCACACAGUUCUUAUAUAAGGACACAUUAAUUAGAUAAACGUGAAGUUGCCCCCAAUAAAAGUUGAAUGUGAAGUUCUCAACCUCUAUAAUAUCCCGCAAUUUAACAUCAGAUUGUCAGAUGGGUCUUCUCCUUGUUUGAACUGCGUAUACCUGAUCUUGUCAUUUCAUUUUCGAUAUAUAUAGAGAGAGGGAGAGAGUGUGAAAAUGGUGGGGCAAUGGUGGAAAGAAGAUGAUGAAAAGGUGGUGAUCCGAUGCUACAAUGAUCGUAGGGACAGAACUGAAAUGGAUUGUGUGGAAAAAAGUUGUGAGAUUGGUAACGACCAAACUUUUCUCUUCACAGACACAUUAGGCGAUCCCAUUUGCAGAAUCCGGAACACUCCUCGCUUCAUUAUGCUGGUGGCAGAAGUUAGGAACAAGCUGGUUGGUUCCAUACAAGGGUCGGUAAAGCCAGUUAAGUUGCAAGAUAAGUCAGUGAAUGUGGGUUACGUUCUUGCUCUUAGAGUCAUGCCGCCGUAUCGACGCCAUGGCAUUGGUUCGAUUCUCGUGAGAAAGCUUGAGGAAUGGUUCAUGUCUCACAAUGCUGACUAUGCUUACAUGGCCACCCAAAAGGACAAUGAGGCCUCUCUCGGUCUCUUCGUCGGAAAACUUGCCUAUGUCAUCUUCAGAAACCCGGCAAUUCUGGUUAAUCCGGUAAACCCCAGAGGUUUGAAACUACCUUCUGAUAUUGGAAUAAGGAAGCUAAAGGUGAAAGAAGCUGCGUCAUGGUACCGGAAACACGUAGUAUCAAAGACAGAUUUUUUCCCGGACGACAUAGUCAAAAUCUUGCGGAACAAGUUAAGUAUAGGGACAUGGGUAGCUUAUUACAAGAACAACGACAAGAUCAUAAGUUGGGCUAUUCUUAGUGUAUGGAACAGUAGCAAAGUAUUCAAACUUAGGAUUGGCAAAGCUCCUUUGAGCUUUGUGAUUCUCACCAAAGUUUGCAACUUCAUCGGUAGAUUCUUGCCGUUUUUAGGCUUAACGGCGUUGCCAGAUCUGUUUACGCCGUUUGGGUUCUAUUUCCUUUACGGUGUGCACGCGGAAGGUCCGUUACGUGGGAAACUCGUUAGGGCAUUGUGUGAGCACGUUAGUAACAUGGCUGCUUUAGAUGACGGUGGGGAGUGUAAGGUCGUGGUGGUAGAGGUCGACGGAGAAAGCAACGGCAGUGAUUAUUCUCUGAGGAGAUGUGUUCCUCAUUGGAAAAUGCUUUCGUGUGAUGAUGACACAUGGUGCAUCAAACCGUUGAAACGUGAAGAGAAUACGACUAGUUUGAAUGACUUUACCAAUAUGUUCCUGAAUUCAAAAUCGCGCUGUCUCUUUGUGGAUCCAAGAGAUGUGUAGUUAAGCUAGCUAGGAAAAUUGGCUGCAUGUUUGGCUGAUAACUUACAGAAUAGAAAAAUAUAUGAAAUUAUUUCGCUAUCUCGUAAAUUAUACUAAUGACAUAAUAUUAAUGAUGCUACUCCAUGACAUUAUGGUCUUUAAUCAGAUGCUAAACGCGCUUGAAUGGCAACCGCCAAAUGCCCAACUGUCGAAAGCAUACAAAAUUAACACUCAUCAAUCAACAAAACACAAUCAAACCCCAUCGACUCACAAAACGUUAAGAUCUUUAAUCUAUGAAUCCAAGACAUCUUGUGGGGUUCGAGUUCUUCUCUGCAUUUUGUUUGGCGCAUGACAUCGCGGGAGAAAUGGACCCUAGUUAAUUAUUAUUUUUGUCUUGAUUCGAGAACAAAGGUGUGAUAGUUUAGGUAAUCAUCGUUCUCCAUAUAAAAUCUGAAAAAGAUUUCCUCAAGUAGGUGCCACCAUUUGUUGUCCUUGGCAUUCUUAUUAUCUAGUUUGAGAGCUGUAAAGUAGUUAAAGAAUAGUCAUUUUCCAUAUGUAUUUUAUUUAAUGAAUAAAUUUUGUUUUGAAUCA